Messenger RNA from Aethina tumida (small hive beetle), 3329 nucleotides. RefSeq lists its product as uncharacterized. The record is from RefSeq and is a predicted model, not a curated record. NCBI's taxonomy places the organism in Eukaryota, Metazoa, Arthropoda, Insecta, Coleoptera, Nitidulidae. The transcript is spliced from 3 exons. Bases 27 to 2243 code for a protein of 738 amino acids.
UCUAAAUUAAAUUAUUAGUAAAAGUUAUGAAAAGUAUGAAUUACGACGAAAAUGGUGAAAAUACUUGGCAAAACUUGCUACGUAUGGUUGCUCCGUUCCUCGAAGACAGCACAUCUUUGCAAGUAUUACAAAUGAAUCAGUCUAGCCAAAAAUCAAAGAAAAAUAGCUUUUCACAACCCGACAAUAUAACGAUAACACCAAAAAUUAAUUUGGACAAGGCUAUAGAACAACCAAAUGAUCACGGUGAAGAAACACGAAAACACCCACAACCAGACAUAAAAAUAACUAUGUCUAAUGAGUUAUUCGGUGUCACAACUUUAAAAGAUUCAGGAAUUUUAAAAAUGCUCCCUACAGUACUAUCCAAAAUUCAACUUCCAACCUUGAAUCCAUCCUUGAUAAGGAAAAAACGCCCUCAAUCUGGCAAAAAUACCUCGACAGUGAAAUUAAACGAGGAAAUGAACUCGAUUUCUUCCCAAGACUCGUCGAACGAUACAAACAGUUAUAGUCCUAAUAUUGUGGCUUCUACUUCGGGAUCAGAAGAAUUAAAAGAAAAUGUUGAACAGGAAGCAACACAAUUUAAUUCUAUUUUGGAAGCAGAACAAUCAAAUAAGCUGAUAUUAGAGAUGACUCAAACUAGAAGUUUGGCUUCCAUGUCAUUACGAUCCAAAAAUGCUCGAGAGCAGUUCAACCAAACUCAAAAACAAAUGACAAAUUUUGAAACAGUUCAAUUAGUUAGUAAGCCUAAGAAAAAUACUAACCUCGACGAAAAAAAUAAUACAGCUACAUGGAAAUCGACAGAAAUUAUUAAUAAACCGUUAGAAAAUGAUCAGAAUCAAGAAGUAAAUGAGGAAUCAAGCAUACCAUUAGGAGCUGUGGAUUAUUUAGAUGAAACACAGAAACCAUGUGUGGAAUUACUACAUCUAACUAGUCUUUCAAACAUAGAAAACACCGAAGACACCAAAAAUCAGUCUUCAACUCUUGAAUCAUUACAAUCUAUAGAAAACUACGAAAAUUGUGACAGAUUAAAGCCAAUUUCUCCAACAUUAGAAUCGCUACAGUCGUACUUAAACUUACCAUUGGAAAGUAGUGAAAACAGUGACAUAAAAAACGGAUCGUCGCCAACACUGGAAGGACUGCAAUCGAAAAUGACUGUGACGUGGGAGAAAAUGAAACCGUUUACUAUCCCCAAAUUUGAGAAGAUCGAUGAAUUGAUUAAAAUAAAGAACUUGUUUUUGCCAGCUAAAACUGCAAUCGUCAAAGAAAUGAACAACAUGAUGAACCAGAACGUUCCCGGCGUUCAACAUUUGUUGAAUCUGGCUUCAGUUUUCGCCACGGAGUACGCAGGAUCUUGUCCGUCCAUGGUUACUUCCAUCGUGAAAGUACGAUUAAAUUCAGAUGUUGAUAUUUCUAUUAUAAACAAAGAAUCAAAUCUACAUCGAAGACAAAAUUUGGAACAAAUCAACAAUUGUUUUGAUGAAGAGCAAUUUAAACACACCACACCUUCGGAAACAUAUCAACCUAUACCUAGUUCAACUUCAAAUAUAAUAAAUCUUAAUGAAGCAAUUUCUGAUACAGAUGUCAGCGAGAGAUUGAUUCAAAAAUACGCUAACAGACCGAAACGUAGAAAUACCAUAUGUGCGUCUAAGAAAAAAGAUGAACCGCCUCCUAAACAGAAACAAGAUGUUUAUAAAAGUUGGACCUUCACGAAUUUGGAACAAGUGAAACAUCGCGAUGAAAAAGUUACGAAAUCGAAACCAAAAUCGCCUAAGCGCAAAGCAUUGAAGGAAAACGUAGAGAAACCGAAACCGAAACGUAAAAGCAUGCCAAAACGAGAAGUAAUAACACCAAAAAAAGUCAAAAUCACUCUAGAUCUACAACCCAAGAGGGCCAGCAUUGCCAAAGAAAAAAUUUCGCAGAAACCUGAUGAAAAAGGACCAGUUAGGAGACGAAAGAGCGCUGACUGUCCGAAAGUUAUAUUGAAGAAAAUCAGAACAAACUGCGACAAGUUUAAAAAGUACGAGGGUAUUUUAGACAAAUUAAUUAAGAAACAAUCGUCGGACAUGUUCUAUAGAAUCGAGAGUCGAGAUUCGUUGCAAGACAUCUACCAGGAAAUCAAAGACGAGCAGAAGAAACUACUAGAGUGGCACAUGGAGGAGCGGUUACGAAUUGUGAUGAAUCAGGAACGGAACAAGAACUUUUUAAAAAUCAAUAAACUCCAAAAUCACUCACGUCUAAACAUAUAAAAACAAUCAAGGUUAACGUAUGUCCAUUAUCAAUAUCUAUCAAAUGCCAAAACUGACAAAAUGUUGAUCAUGUAUUUUUGGAAUGUUCAUUAAUCAAAAUCAUGCGAAAUUUUUGUUAAAAUGCCACCGUCGGGAUAAGCAAACCACGACAAAGCGACGCAAGAAGGAUGCAAUCUGCAGCAAAUUCAAUAUGCAACUGCUUGUGGGUUCUUAGAUCAAUAAUAUCGAUCUGUGCCUCAAAUUUAUUCUUGGUCAUUGUAUUUUAUGCGCUCGGGUUUUACAGCUUGGUAGGUCCCUUGUUGUUUUUGUCGUCACUUUUAUUCUUGCUCAUUAUCCAGGACCUUGUUCAGAAGUUUAAUUUUAUGGAAACGGAAAACCAAUUUAAGACCCUCAGAAAACUCAAUUUGUGUGGCCACAAAACAACUCAAAUCGUUAAGAGAUCACUAAGAAAAUCAUUAUCUAGGGAGGACCGAAUCAGAUCUAUAUUUUUGGGCAACUCCAAGAGAGAAAACACUCCGAACAUAAAACGAACAUUGGUGUCGUAUUUGGAGGAGCGGAAUGUUGAUGAAGACUCAACCACCGGUACGAAUUUAAUUUUCGGUUACAAAGGCCUCAAAACCGACAAAGUAGUUUGGAAAGUGCUGUUCAGCGAAAAGCACGCCUCAAACAAAUUGAAACUGGAAUCAUUGAGCGAAGAGAAUAUGCACAUUUUGAAGACGAUCAAGGAGAAAAUGCAAGAGAACAAAAAACUGGAAGGACAAAAACUCAACUCAAGUUUGAAAACUAGAUCUGGCGGGUGCAAGAAACGGGUGCGUUUCGCCGAAGUCGACGAACAUUGCGGCCACGAGCUGAAACCUGCAGUCAAGUUCAGCAAGAGGAGGGUCGGAAAACUGACGAUGCUUGAUCAUAUACCGAAGGGCAAGAAGUUGGACGAUUUGUUCUCGACGGAAUUCAUGGAGGAAACGAAAGCGGAACGCGGCAACACCAGGACCAUGGUGUCGAGGAUUUUCAGUAAGAAUGUUAAAAUACAGGUGAACACGGGUAAAUUGUGGCACACUUGAAACUUAAAUAAAAUAUCGAAAUGUA